CGAUGGGAGCGCUGUUUGCGUUGUUACGUUGUGUUUGUCAUUCACGUAGCGUGUGCGCAGUGCGGGUUGUACAUACGCAAGUGGCGUAGAUCGACCCCUUGAGAACGUGCAACGGGACGUAAACCAGAGUACGUCUGUAUUCAGAAUUCCUCCUUUCCGCAAGAAACGACUUUGUGGCCAUUGAAUAAAACGUGCCAAACCUGCGCGGACUUCACAACAAACUGGGAGAAACCGUUACAUACAGGACGUAUCUCCCGUUUUCAGUUUAAUUCGAGCUGUACAAGGGUUCCCGUGCACACAUUGUGCAUGUUGGAGUUUGCAUAGAGCCAGCGAUCCUCCUGUUAGAGCUUAAAGCCUAAACAUGGUGAGGCUGGAGCUGGAUCAGGUGGUGAUGAGGAGGAUGAAGGAGGAUGACAUAGAGGUGGUCAAAGCCCUCAUUAAGGAGGGCUGUGAGGGCACAGAAAACCGUCUCAUCCUCCACAUCCUCACUCGUCCACUCUGCCUCUUCAUCCUGGCUGUUUUCUCCUCAGUCCUGCGCUGCCUCGUCCAUUCCUUCAUCCUGGCUCUUGCUAUUCCUGUCUUCCUGCUAAUUGUCUUUCUCAAGAUCACCAUGCCGCGGUCCACAGGGGUCCUGGGCAGCAGCCGCCCCUACUGGGACUAUGUGGGAAGCAGCUACAGAGGGACACAGGACGAGACACUGCAGAAUCCCUACUGUAGAAUCAGUGGCAAGACACCAGUGACUAAAAGGCCAAGGCGCAAAAUCGCACCCAAAGAAAAGGACACAGAGACGUCAACAGAGAAGGUCACCCCAGAGAGGGAACAGACAGCGGGGCAGGUCUGGGUGGCAGACUGCGAGGGUGACAUCCUCGGAUGCAUCUUCCGGGAAAGCGAGAAUCGAGUGGGCAUCAGGAGGAUCUGCAGGUUAGUGACGGGCUGCUGGUACCGCAGGGAGGGCCUGGGCCGGCUGCUAGUCCAGAGUCUGGAGCAAAGAGAGAGGGAGACUGGCGCUCACAGAGUGUAUGCACACGUCCCCUACCCCUCCAAAGUGGGGGAGGUCUUCUUUAAGAAGUUGGGCUAUCAGCAACUCGGGGAGGGGACUGAUGAAGAAGACGAGGAGGAGAGGAAGCUGGAGACUCCAGAGAGAGGCUUUCUGGGAUACCCCCUCACUAAGGUGUUUUAUAAAGACCUGUGAUAUAGAGGUGAUGGACUCAUAUGGAGAAGAAAGUGGCCUAGGAUUAUCUAAAGGUAAAGAGUGCUGUGGACCUGUGCUGAAGGUGAUAGCAUCAUUUCUGCAACAUGUUUGCAUAUGUGUUUAAGUUAAGUAAUUUAUUUUAUAUUUGCAUUAUUAUUUAUUCCAGUAUUUAUUUACUGUAUGUGUUGCUGUUGUUUGUUUUGAAUAUAUUUUUCACCUUUUCAGCAUAUAAAGUACU
Molecule: messenger RNA, 1430 nt
Organism: Chelmon rostratus (copperband butterflyfish)
Lineage: Eukaryota; Metazoa; Chordata; Actinopteri; Chaetodontiformes; Chaetodontidae
Gene: nat14
Product: N-acetyltransferase 14 (GCN5-related, putative)
Exons: 4
Coding region: 362-1192 (276 amino acids)
Molecular function (GO): N-acetyltransferase activity
Source: RefSeq, a predicted model, not a curated record